GCUUGUGCACACUAGUUGCUGUUUAACAGAAAGAGGAUGCUGGGUAGAAGGUCAGUCUAAAGUUUAAGUAAACUGGGUUUUUUUGACAGAGAGAAAAAUAAAAAGACUCAGACUGCGAAGCACAAAUAACAGCUCCUGUCAACACCUCACAGAGAUGGCGAUCACAUUAUGGGUGCACAUACUUUGGCUAACUGCGGUAGCCAUUUUCCUUGCUUUUCUGACUUACACCACAUACCAGCUGCUCAGCGGGUACGUACGUAAAUGGUACGAGAUGAAGCCAAUUCCUGGAGUUGCUGGUGCUUACCCUAUCAUAGGCCAUGCCCUGCAGUUUAAAGCUAAUGCCGGAGAUUUCUUCAGCCAGAUCAUAGAGGGAACGAACGAGUUCCGGCACUUGCCCUUGCUGAAGCUGUGGGUAGGCCCUGUGCCGUUCAUUGUCUUAUUUCACGCAGAGACUAUCGAGAUGGUGCUGAACAACCCUAAGCACUUGGAUAAAUCAUAUGCCUACAGAUUCCUGUACCCCUGGCUUGGAACCGGUCUUCUGACUAGUACAGGUGACAAAUGGCGCAGACGGCGGAAGAUGCUGACCCCGACUUUUCACUUUUCCAUACUGACCGACUUCCUGGAGGUGAUGAACGAGCAGGCGGAGGUUCUGACCGAGAAACUGGAGAAGAGGGCGGGGGGAGGACUGUUUAACUGCUUUAGCUUCAUCACGCUCUGCGCGCUGGACAUCAUCUGCGAAACUGCUAUGGGUAAGAAAAUCUAUGCACAGAAUAACUCUGACUCAGAGUAUGUUCAAAGUGUUUACAAGAUGAGUGAUAUCAUUUCUCGUAGACAGAGGACACCGUGGUAUUGGCCAGAUUUUAUCUACUAUUUUCUUGGAGAAGGAAGAGAGCACAACAGAAGGCUGAAGAUCCUUCACUCCUUCACUGAAAGUGUAAUCAGAGAGAGAGCGGAAUCUGUGAGGCAUGUUGACUCGGACCGCGAGCCUGAGGAAGGCCCGAGGAAGAGGAGGGCCUUCUUGGACAUGCUUUUGAAGAGCACGGACGAGGAAGGACGUGCUCUCAGCCACAGGGAUAUUCAGGAGGAGGUGGACACGUUCAUGUUCGAGGGUCAUGACACUACAGCCGCCUCCCUGAACUGGACCCUGUACCUGCUGGGCUCUCACCCGGAGGAACAGAGAAAGGUCCAGCAGGAGCUCCAGGAGGUGUUUGGGUCGUCGGACCGGCCGGUAACCACGGACGACCUGAGGAGGCUGCGCUACCUGGAGUGCGUCGUCAAGGAGAGCCUGCGCCUCUAUCCCGCCGUGCCGCUGUUCGCGCGGCGCAUCUGCGAGGACUGUGUCAUCAACGGUUUCAAAGUUCCCGAAGGGGUCAACGCGGUGAUCAUACCGUACGCCUUGCACCGGGACCCGCGGCACUUCCCCGACCCGGAGGACUUCCGGCCGGAACGCUUCUCGCCCGAGAAUUCCGAGGGGCGGAAUCCGUUCGCCUUCAUUCCGUUCUCUGGCGGAGUGAGGAACUGCAUCGGGCAACGCUUCGCUCUGAUGGAGGAGAAGGUGGUGCUGGCGUGGCUGCUGCGUCGCUUCGCCGUGCGGUCCUGCCAGACGCGGGACGACCUGCGACCCCUGGGGGGGCUCGUCCUGCGCCCGGAGAAGGGCAUCUGGAUCAGGCUGGAGCGGAGAUGAGCCACAGCCAAUCAGAAGGCUGCUUCUCUGCACCUGUCACCAUCCAACACCCCCCCCCCCCCAAAAAAAAAAAAACUAAACACAUCCUCAAGUGAUUUACAGACCUUUUAUUUGCUAAUCUCACUGGCCCUGUUCCAGUUGCCUCGUAAUUGUUUAUACGAUAAAUUCCAGUUUCUUUGCUCAGAUUUUUUUUCUUCUUUUUUUUUUGCGCAUUGCAAUGGACUUCACCGGUAUGACUACUGGAGAAUAGCUCUUUAAUCGCCGCGGGAGGUUAUGAAUGUCUUAUUUGAACGAAAACGACAGCGUAACAAACAGUAGAAGUGAAAUCAGUGGGGAAUUUAACCGGUGGUUUGUAACAUGUGAGAGAUUUUUUUUUUCUGUGUGGCUUAGGAGUAACGGCACAAAUUGGCUUGAAUCAGUGAAACAGAGCAAUGAUAACAGGAAAUGGUGCGAGAAAUAAACUCACUAGAUCUAUUACCAGUGAUUUAUGAGAGGUCGGGCACUGUGAAAUUGAGAAAACCGAGCAAAAACCCCAGUGAAUCAAAACAACUCAUCAUAUCAGGGAAGUGGUCCAAAUGGCCAUUUCAGCAGACCUCUCCAUUUGUAACAGGACUUUAAAUAUUGGGUCAUAUGGACUGAAUUUUGCUUGGACCUUCUGAAGCUUGGGACUCUCUAGUUCUAUGGCAUGUUUCCUGUAAGGUUCUACCAGCUUUUCGUGGAUACUGAAGCACCUGAAAUCACAUCUUUUAAAAAAAAAUAUUUCAACCCUAACAGAAAUGCUGUGGAUAAAAUUUAUUUAAAAUAUGUUUCCAAUC
Molecule: messenger RNA, 2499 nt
Organism: Anguilla anguilla (European eel)
Lineage: Eukaryota; Metazoa; Chordata; Actinopteri; Anguilliformes; Anguillidae
Product: cytochrome P450 4V2
Exons: 11
Coding region: 155-1684 (509 amino acids)
Molecular function (GO): oxidoreductase activity, acting on paired donors, with incorporation or reduction of molecular oxygen; iron ion binding; heme binding
Source: RefSeq, a predicted model, not a curated record